This is a messenger RNA of Hydractinia symbiolongicarpus, 8165 nucleotides long. Its product is annotated as cytadherence high molecular weight protein 2-like. Lineage: Eukaryota; Metazoa; Cnidaria; Hydrozoa; Anthoathecata; Hydractiniidae. The transcript is spliced from 10 exons. The coding region runs from base 446 to 7516 and encodes 2356 amino acids. Gene Ontology annotation, molecular function: protein binding. The record is from RefSeq and is a predicted model, not a curated record.
UUGUGAAAGUUCUAAGCAACUUAGUAGUCAUGUGAUUAGAUUUACGUCGUUUAGAGAGAGAAAAUACGCUUACGUAAACACGAAAAGAAAUAUGAUUGGUUAUUAUUAUUACAAUACUUUUUAUAUUACACCAUGACUAUAUAAAUAAUUUGUUUUAUGUUGAACAAAAGAAUAAUUAUAUAUGUAAUCAAUGUUGCAUGACGAUUACCAAUAAGACAACAUAAUAUAGUUUAGGGUUGGUUUGUCAUACACUUUUAGAUUUCAGCGAAGAAAGUUCAACAACUUUUAACGUCAGCACAUUUUUUAAAAAAAGAUAAAUAUAUAUUUAUAUACAAAUAUUUAUAUAUAAAAUCUGUUUCACGGCCGAACAGCAUUUAACGUUGAAAGAAUAUCAGGACAGGACAUAUAAUUACAUAUAUAUAUAAAAGAAAUCUGUUACACUGUCAUGGCAACGGCAGUACCUCCAACAGGAUCUUCUCACCACGCAUUGAUCGCAAACAAUGAAUAUCAAAUUAAAUUGGUCACGCUUCUCAACGAAUGUUGUGACCACUUACGUGAAAUUUUACAUGACCCAGCCCGUGGUAAUAUGCCAAGGGAUAAGAAACAAUUAUAUCUGUCAUUAAAAAAAUAUACGAAAGAUUUAAACCAUCUGAAAAGAGAUCAGCUGGAAAUCGUUUUUCCACAAGAUAAGGAAACAGAUUCGGGAUUGUUUGACAUCACUAUUUUAUGUGACGUUCUAAUUAAUUGUUGUCACGGUAUACAAGCACCAAUCGGUGGGUGGAGGACCAGAAAACCGCAACCGAACGAUUUCAGUGUCGGUGCGGAGAUCAUUCGAAUCAGAAAUGAGCGGAAUAUUGUUAUGCAUGGAAGAGCAAUAACUUCAGCACAAUAUAAUCGGUUAUGGAACGCCAUAGAAGGUAUAUUAAAAAGACUCGGAUAUGACAUAACGAAAAUUAGAGAUUUGAAGUCUGGUUGUUUAAAAGACUUGGACUUAUUUAAGAUUGAAAUUAUGAAAGCAGUUACUGAAAUUUUAAAUUUCAAUGUUAACAAAAACCAAGACAAUAUAAAACAAAAUCAAGAUGACAUCAAAGCAAAUAAAGAUGAUAUUCAGCAAAACGAAGAUGGUAUUACACAAAAUCAAGAUGACAUCAAAGCAAAUAAAGAUAAUAUUCAGCAAAACGAAGAUGGUAUUAAACAAAAUCAAGAUGACAUCAAAGCAAAUAAAGACAAUAUUCAGCAAAACGAAGAUGGUAUUAAACAAAAUCAAGGUGACAUCAAAGCAAAUAAAGACAAUAUUCAUCAAAACGAAGAUGGUAUUACACAAAAUCAAGAUGACAUCAAAGCAAAUAAAGAUAAUAUUCUGCAAAACGAAGAUGGUAUUACACAAAAUCAAGAUGACAUCAAAGCAAAUAAAGAUAAUAUUCUGCAAAACGAAGAUGGUAUUACACAAAAUCAAGAUGACAUCAAAGCAAAUAAAGACAGUAUUCAGCAAAACGAAGAUGGUAUUAAACAAAAUCAAGAUGACAUCAAAGCAAAUAAAGACAGUAUUCAGCGAAACGAAGAUGGUAUUACACAAAAUCAAGAUGACAUCAAAGCAAAUAAAGACAAUAUUCAGAAAAACAAAGGUGGUAUUACACAAAAUCAAGAUGACAUCAAAGCAAAUAAAGAUAAUAUUCAGCAAAACGAAGAUGGUAUUAAACAAAAUCAAGAUGACAUCAAAGCAAAUAAAGACAAUAUUCAGCAAAACGAAGAUGGUAUUAAACAAAAUCAAGAUGACAUCAAAGCAAAUAAAGAUAAUAUUCAGCAAAACGAAGAUGGUAUUAAACAAAAUCAAGAUGACAUCAAAGCAAAUAAAGAUAAUAUUCAGCAAAACGAAGAUGGUAUUAAACAAAAUCAAGGUGACAUCAAAGCAAAUAAAGACAAUAUUCAUCAAAACGAAGAUGGUAUUACACAAAAUCAAGAUGACAUCAAAGCAAAUAAAGAUAAUAUUCAGCAAAACGAAGAUGGUAUUAAACAAAAUCAAGAUGACAUCAAAGCAAAUAAAGACAAUAUUCAUCAAAACGAAGAUGGUAUUAAACAAAAUCAAGAUGACAUCAAAGCAAAUAAAGACAGUAUUCAGCAAAACGAAGAUGGUAUUAAACAAAAUCAAGAUGACAUCAAAGCAAAUAAAGACAGUAUUCAGCGAAACGAAGAUGGUAUUACACAAAAUCAAGAUGACAUCAAAGCAAAUAAAGACAAUAUUCAGAAAAACAAAGGUGGUAUUACACAAAAUCAAGAUGACAUCAAAGCAAAUAAAGAUAAUAUUCAGCAAAACGAAGAUGGUAUUAAACAAAAUCAAGGUGACAUCAAAGCAAAUAAAGAUAAUAUUCAGCAAAACAAAGAUGGUAUUAAACAAAAUCAAGAUGACAUCAAAACAAAUAAAGAUAAUAUUCAGCAAAACGAAGAUGGUAUUACACAAAAUCAAGGUGACAUCAAAGCAAAUAAAGAUAAUAUUCAGCAAAACGAAGAUGGUAUUAAACAAAAUCAAGAUGACAUCAAAGCAAAUAAAGAUAAUAUUCAGCAAAACGAAGAUGGUAUUAAACAAAAUCAAGAUGACAUUAAAGCAAAUAAAGACAAUAUUCAGCAAAACGAAGAUGGUAUUAAACAAAAUCAAGGUGACAUCAAAGCAAAUAAAGACAAUAUUCAUCAAAACGAAGAUGGUAUUACACAAAAUCAAGAUGACAUCAAAGCAAAUAAAGAUAAUAUUCUGCAAAACGAAGAUGGUAUUACACAAAAUCAAGAUGACAUCAAAGCAAAUAAAGAUAAUAUUCUGCAAAACGAAGAUGGUAUUACACAAAAUCAAGAUGACAUCAAAGCAAAUAAAGACAGUAUUCAGCAAAACGAAGAUGGUAUUACACAAAAUCAAGAUGACAUCAAAGCAAAUAAAGAUAAUAUUCAGCAAAACGAAGAUGGUAUUACACAAAAUCAAGAUGACAUCAAAGCAAAUAAAGAUAAUAUUCACCAAAACGAAGAUGAUAUUAAACAAAAUCAAGGUGACAUCAAAGCAAAUAAAGAUAAUAUUCUGCAAAACGAAGAUGGUAUUAAACAAAAUCAAGAUGACAUUAAAGCAAAUAAAGACAAUAUUCAUCAAAACGAAGAUGGUAUUACACAAAAUCAAGAUGACAUCAAAGCAAAUAAAGAUAAUAUUCUGCAAAACGAAGAUGGUAUUACACAAAAUCAAGAUGACAUCAAAGCAAAUAAAGACAGUAUUCAGCAAAACGAAGUUGGUAUUACACAAAAUCAAGAUGACAUCAAAGCAAAUAAAGAUAAUAUUCAGCAAAACGAAGAUGGUAUUACACAAAAUCAAGAUGACAUCAAAGCAAAUAAAGUUAAUAUUCAGCAAAACGAAGAUGGUAUUAAGCAAAAUCAAGGUGACAUCAAAGCAAAUAAAGAUAAUAUUCAGCAAAACGAAGAUGGUAUUAAACAAAAUCAAGAUGACAUCAAAGCAAAUAAAGACAAUAUUCAGCAAAACGAAGAUGGUAUUAAACAAAAUCAAGAUGACAUCAAAGCAAAUAAAGAUAAUAUUCUGCAAAACGAAGAUGGUAUUACACAAAAUCAAGAUGACAUCAAAGCAAAUAAAGACAGUAUUCAGCAAAACGAAGAUGGUAUUACACAAAAUCAAGAUGGCAUCAAAGCAAAUAAAGACAAUAUUCAUCAAAACGAAGAUGGUAUUAAACAAAAUCAAGAUGACAUCAAAGCAAAUAAAGACAGUAUUCAGCAAAACGAAGAUGGUAUUAAAGAGAAUAAAGAUAAUUAUAAUCGAUUUGCAGCCGAAGUGGAAAUAGUAAAGCAAACUAUUUCUUCAUCAUCAUGUGAUCAGAAGAGUUCUCAGUUGACAGAAACUAUAAAAGAACAACCCAGUUAUAUGCUACUAAAAAAUUUUCAUGGAGAUUUUGUAAUAAAAUUUGAUGAUGACUGCUUCAACUGGUCUGCACAAAGUAUACAAACUAUUAUUACUAAAAAUUUUACAAGACAAUCAAAAGAACUUAAUUUCGGCGACGAUUAUUUUGUAGAAGAAAAAGAAGGAAAACUAUUACUGCUUAUUUACAAUCACAAAUCUAUCAAUGCUGAAUCUAUCAAUGGGUUAUCCAUUACGUUAGUUGACAGUGAAAGUAAAACUCAUUUGAUUUCAAUUGAAGAUAUUAAAUUGGUCCAAGCGCAUAUGUGUGAAACCAGCCAUUUUGAUGUAACAACGCACAACAGUAGAAGAAUAUCUGAACAGAUAAAAUGCAUUGUAGGAGCAGAAAGAGAAGAAGCAGAUAUUGAAUUUAUAUGUGGUGGUAGCCUGCAAACAAUGGAACCUAAGGAGUACGAAGCAUUUGAAAGAGAUUACAUCCAGCGUUAUUUCACCGUCAAUGGUAAAUGCAUGGAAGAACCACUCCAAUUUCCACCUCCAAUGCAAAACGUCACACAUUCCUUAUUCGCACAAAAGAUAACGGAUGUUAUAAUCGAAUUACAACAUUUGUUUACAAUAUUUACGCAUUAUAACACGAAGGAACAUAUUCGAUUUCUAAAACUGGAUAAAGAAUUUUCUUUGAGUUUGGAAAGCACAAUUACUGAUAACAAAAGAAUUCUACUUGUGUUGCCAAAUUAUAUCGUCAACAUUAGAUACACAGAAACAACCGACGCAGUUAGAAUACAAGAUGAAGUCAAAGCGGGCGAAGAAGACUUGAAGGAGCUAUCUAUCAUCACUAAAAAAUAUCUUAAAAAUGGUCACCUGAAAAUGGUUAAUGUUGUAGCUGCACCACAUUUCGAAGAUAUCGAAAAUAUCCACCUUUGUGUAGACUGCAACCUACUCUCCAAGAAAACUUUGGCUGAGGAUAGAAAUAUGAUGAAGUUCUUUUCAAAUAUUUUGCAAAGCUCACAAGCACAAAAAAAAGUUCAGGAUAACAAGGAACGGUAUAUCAACAUAGUCGGUAAAGUCAUGUGUUUUAUGGCUACAAGAAAAGCACUCUAUUCUGUUCCUUCACUCAGUAAAAACGUCCACGAACAAAUAAGCUCGUUAAUACUUUCUCCACAGCAACUCCGUCAUUUAUACAACAACUCUUUAAAAAAAAUUAUAAUCGGUCCUUUAGGCAGUGGUAAGACAGUGCUAGCUUUAGCACAUUUGGAAAUUGCUUACGAGCGCUCUGAGAAUAGAUCGAUCAUAUACUACGUAGUUUGGGACGGCAACACAUUGCUGAAACGGGAUAUUGUCAAUCAUACUAAAAGAUUUAAUUUCAAAGCCGCUGUCGAAGUUGUUGUAAAGGAUAAUGUCGAGUUAGCUCAGGAUAUGAAAAUGAAUGAAGUGCCAACACCGUACCAGUUAAUAGAGUCAUUGGUUAAGAAACAUGUUGACCAAAACCUGCAUCUAAUAAUUGAUGAAUUAAAUGGAGAGUUAUUGAAUAAGGAAGAAUCAUCUUUGCUUAAACACUAUCUGGAGACUGAAGACAAAUUAAAUAACUCCUUCAUCAUUUUUUUCCCACAAUCCAUUGAGAAACAUAGAACAUUAAUUUCACACCAAAAAGUCACAAUACAUGACAAGUACAAGUAUGAAGAAACAGGAAUGGAAGUAUUAAAACUUAACAGAGCAAUGAGAACAACCCGGAUAAUCUUUCAGUUUUUAAAGGCUUUCGAAAAUAAAGUAGAACAAGACAAGGUAACAAUGAAGCUUCCCGAUCAGAAAUCAAAAGAUGCAAUAUCCACCAAAACAAAAAUCGAAAAAAAAACGAAUCUCUUUUCCAAAUUUUGGCAACAACUGAAACAACCACAAGAACAACGGCGACAACAACAGCAGCAGCUGCAGCAACCACCACCACCACAACAACAACAAGAACAAGGACAAACUACCAGUAGCAAUGUCACGCCGAUAAUAAAAGGAGAAGAAAAAGUAUUUGAAACACCGGUUGAUAUUGAUGUCGUUGCAGCUUCCAUACAAGAUGGGGAUCUUUCGGGUAAUGUUAGAAUUGACAUUUCCUUAAAAUUUAAUACAGCGUAUUCAAUCGGUCAUAAUAUCGAAGGAACAAAACCGUUAUUAAUACAUCCGGCAAAUACUCCGACAACAGACAAAGAGUUUAUACCAAUGUUAGCGCUUGUUUUACAAGAUGUAUGUUUACAUCAUGCCACUAAACGUUUGUUCAUAUAUAACACAUUCCCUCAAAAGGAUAUUUUCUACAGAAUACUAAAACUGUUAAAAAUUGAUUUUCUUCACUACGACAAGUACACUGACUGGAAAGUUUUAAAUUGUGAUGAUAUUAUAGUUAAAAAUCCCUUGCAGAGUCAAAAUUAUAACCUGCUCACUACUAUUGAGGGAAGUCGUGGAGUUGAAGCAGCCGAAUGCAUCUGUAUAAUUGAAAGCAAUGAUUGCAAGUUAAAACAUUUGACGUUAGAAGCAAUGUCCAGAGCAACACAAAAUCUGGUCCUUGUUUCAGCGUCCAACGUCUACCAAUCGGAUACAGUAAAAUCAUCAACUGGUCAUAUCAUCAGUAAACUGUUAACUGAACAUUUGGUUGAAUACAAUGUAGAAGUCUCAAAUGAUGAAGAUACGGAAAUACCGUUCACAAAGUCUAUAAAAAGUAACAAUAAAAUAGUUUUUAACAUAAAACCACAAUAUUGGAAAUUCAAAAAAAUGAUAAAAGAUUUGGAACAUGUUGGUUUUCAGGCAACGGAUGAACGCCUAAAUGCGCAUGAGAUCGUUAGGAAAAACCUUUAUCCUCCUGGAAAAGUGAGCAAUAUAAUUUGCUCAUAUUUGUCAAGUACAUCAUGUAUAUUGAGAUGGCAACAGGACGCUGAUAAGUACACCGUUAGUAGACAAGAAAGUAAUAGUUUAAGCUGGAAUAACUUAGUAACUGACUUUUCUUGCAAUCAAUACAUCGUUGAUUACAUGGUUAUUGGUGAAUCGUGCAAGUUUUGUGUAAUUGCUAAAAAUCAUCUUGGUGUAUCUGAUGACAGCAUUGUGUCUUAUCGUCACAAACUUCCAAACGUUAAGGGUGUCAGAUUUAAAGAUAUCGUGGAAAUUAUUAAAUCUAACGAUAUCAAGAAACUGAAAAAAUUGCUAUCCAUUCAUCCAAACAUCAUUCACAUGAGAGGUGAAUAUAAAAACACACCAUUGAUGUGGACAGUAUGUCACACCAACAAUACAUCAAUGGUGGAAAUACUCAUCUCAUAUGGCAGUGAUGUUUGGGCGGAAGAUAGAUUGACAUUCAACAGUUAUCAUUUGGCUGCGUUAUAUGAUCGUCACACAAUAUUAGAUAUGUUAUGUCGACAUGAUGUAACAAACAUCAACCGUGUAGAUGUUUCCAACCGCACACCACUACAUUAUGCUGCGGAGUUUGGUCACAUCUCAUGUGUUGAUGUUUUGUUACGUCAUGAAAAUAUUGAUGUGGCGAUCAAAGACUAUUGUGGAAGAACAGCUUUUGAUUUUGCUGGAUGGGUGAAUGAACAAAAGCGGGAAAUAAUAAGACGAAAAAUAAAAGAAUACGAAGACAGGACGAAGUAAAUAUUUCAAAUGAUUUUGUUUUGAAAAACAACAAUCAGUUUGUGAGAUGAGGAACGAGUCCAUUUUUUAGUUUUAUUUUAUAUUGUAAUAAAUUUAUUUGUAGUAAAACGUACUGAAAAUUUUUCUGUUCGAUUUUUAUCAAGCCUUGUUUCGUUUAUAUUUCAUUCAGGAAGCGACACAUGUCAAAGGUCACGUGUUUUUAACUGUCUCAAACUUGCCGCAUAGUGCAAUGUACAGUAAAUCUUAUUACAAACAUCAACUGAUAUACUUUCUCAACCUCGUCCCCAAGUCUUGUUAGGCCUUUUAUAUUUUGAAGGCCUGAACAAGGCCCUGGCCCUGUCUGGUCACGUGACGACAGAAUACCCACGUAUAGUGGGUAUUUUGAAAAUAAUUAUUUGUUUCGCUCUUCCAAAAUAUACACAAGCAGUCGAGAAAAAAAUAAAAGAACUGACAGAAUUAUUUAGAAUGGUUAAAAUAAUAUUAAUAAGAAAAAAAUAUAUAUAUAUUUUAAUAUAAAUAUUUUUAUCUAAAUAUUUUUAUCUAAAUAUUUUUUACAUUGUAAAAAAUAUUUUUAUUUACUUAUAAUAAUAUUAUUUAAUGUAUAAAAAAAACUGUUAAUAAAUAUUGUAUAAUAUAUUAAACAUUCACA